Setaria italica (foxtail millet) is the source of this 723-nucleotide messenger RNA. RefSeq lists its product as uncharacterized. Lineage: Eukaryota; Viridiplantae; Streptophyta; Magnoliopsida; Poales; Poaceae. The transcript has 2 exons. The coding region runs from base 135 to 446 and encodes 103 amino acids. The record is from RefSeq and is a predicted model, not a curated record.
CCAAACGACGCAACGCCACCAAACCCGCGACGAUCCGAAUUCCCAAGAGUUCACGCUUCUCCUCGCCGUCGUCCUCGCCCCGGCGCCGUCAACGCCCCGAGCCCGACCGGCCCCCUCUCGCGCCGUCGAAGAAAAUGCACCUGUGGCCGUCGCUCCGGAUCCGGGACUCGUUCAAGCAUGGGUACCUGCAGAAGCUGGAGCUCAACCUCGGUCACAUGAAGCGCGCGCAGCGGGGACAGGGGCAGAAGGGCGAGGGCCAGGACGACCAGGACGGCCAGGCCGGCGACGGGGAGGCGCCGCUGCUCCAGGACCGCUCGCCGCCGGGGUCCGUGCUGGCCGGCACGCUCGAGCUCGCCUGGGACGCCGUCUUGCUCCUCACGUGCUGCUUCUGCUGCUUCUGCUGUGGAGCUUGUAGUGAUGAGGAGGAUCACCCAACUGCCCGCUGAGAAGCGCCUUCAGGAGCCUGACAAUUCGUCAGAUCAGGGGAAACUAGAUAAUUUAUGGACCCGUAGUGAAUUGCAGCCAAAUAUUUUCUGGCAGUUUUGUACAUAUGGAUUUUUCGGUUGCUCCUUGAUGGGGCCUAUAGAUGUCGCUGGCAAACGGAUAAAGAUCCUCCAAUUUCUUUCUCUAGCAAAAUUCCGUUUUGUAGGAUUUUUCUUUGUGUAAUCAGUUGUAUGAUUGUAUCUAUGUUCAGGAUGCGUGCAAUUGCCGUUAGCCCUCUCA